AUGUCGAUGGAGCGGUUGGUGCCACCGACGCCAGAGAUGAUACAAGCUCAUCCGGGGCAAGUUUGGUGGGGCGGUGUAUUCAUAGAUCCUAGGAGGUACUCGAACUCAUCUGGAUCCGACAACUCUAUUCCUUACAUAUGCCCCCGAUCUGAAUAUGGAUAUAAACCAGACAUUCGACUUCCAAGGUACGGCUCUAUCGAAUUUCCUCCGCCAGUUGGACCUCCUCCUCCUCCUCCCCCUCCAAAACCUGAAUUUGGAUACAAGACGUUCAACGAAUAUGUUCAAGGACGAGGACAUAACUGGAAACCUUAUGUCCCAUAUAACGGAUCCGCCAGAACAGUACAGUUCCCGACGAUGCAAAGCAUGGGACAUGCGAAACCACAGAGAAGGAGUCUUUGGCGCAGUUUGUUUGGCUGUUUCUGUGGCCGCUAUUGA
This is a messenger RNA of Orbilia oligospora ATCC 24927, 435 nucleotides long. RefSeq lists its product as uncharacterized. NCBI's taxonomy places the organism in Eukaryota, Fungi, Ascomycota, Orbiliomycetes, Orbiliales, Orbiliaceae. The record is from RefSeq and is a predicted model, not a curated record. The coding region runs from base 1 to 435 and encodes 144 amino acids. The transcript has a single exon.